Colletotrichum lupini is the source of this 702-nucleotide messenger RNA. RefSeq lists its product as uncharacterized. The annotation marks the transcript as partial. The transcript has a single exon. NCBI's taxonomy places the organism in Eukaryota, Fungi, Ascomycota, Sordariomycetes, Glomerellales, Glomerellaceae. The record is from RefSeq and is a predicted model, not a curated record.
GUAGGCAACAGGGAAGGUACCUACAAUGAUGCAGACAACAAGCAAACACCUCCUCAGUCAGCAGACAACAGACAACAGAGCCCACGACGCAUCCAGAGAGAGAGAGCAGAGAGAGCAGAGAGCUCAGGUAGAAGUGGCCGUGCCUUUGCGUCCUUUGCUCGCACCAGACGAUGCAGCAGUGAGCACAGAUUUGACUGGACUCUUGGACUUCUGGAUUCUGGACUCUGGGCUGACCCACGCUGGACUGAAGGUGCGACUAAUUCCCGUGGUACCUCGAGGUACGGAGAUAUGUACCCAACUACCUCUAGUGGCCGUCGAGCAAUGACACGAUCUCCAAGUACCACAGCUGUGGAUGGAUACUUGGUUUUCGUAGGGUUUCUUCUGGUAGGACCAACUGGGUCAGUGAGCACCUUAUGGGGAGUACGGAGUACGGCCAAGCCCAAGCAACACCAGAGUCUUUCUUUUCCAACGUUGGCAUCAGGACCUGUGAGCGGACCACUUACCCCUUCCACUAACUCCAGCUACUUUUUGAGUUUCGGUCUUGGAGAGCGAGGGACGAAGAACAGACAGUGGGCAUCGACCAUUGACCAUCAACCUCCAACGCACUGGGACUGCACCUUGCUGCUUCUAAGCGCGUCGCGCAGUGAUCCUACUGGCUGUGUGCAGUUGGACCUGGCGGGAAGGGGGGUGAGGGGUGGUUGA